Dentiscutata heterogama is the source of this 274-nucleotide messenger RNA. The record is from the annotation of a GenBank genome assembly. Lineage: Eukaryota; Fungi; Glomeromycota; Glomeromycetes; Diversisporales; Gigasporaceae.
AAGCCAAACUUUGUUGAACUCAGUAAAUAAUGAGGAUUAUAGUGACCAAAACCUACAAGAAAAUUUUUCAGAAGAAAGUCAGCAUGUUAAUAGUGAUUUUGAAUGCAGCUUUUCUAUGGCUUCAGAUAUGUUGAGUAGCAAAUCGAAUACUUUAAAUAGCACAUCAGAUACGGAUACAUUAAGUAGCAUAUCGGAUUCUUUGAAUAGCUGUGACCAGUCAACAAUUAUGGAAGAAAUAGAACUACAAUCAGAAGUAAGAACAGAAUCUAUAUGA